Eufriesea mexicana is the source of this 2960-nucleotide messenger RNA. RefSeq names its product casein kinase I gish (gene gish). The coding region runs from base 1096 to 2658 and encodes 520 amino acids. Lineage: Eukaryota; Metazoa; Arthropoda; Insecta; Hymenoptera; Apidae. The transcript is spliced from 12 exons. Gene Ontology annotation, molecular function: ATP binding; protein serine/threonine kinase activity. The record is from RefSeq and is a predicted model, not a curated record. Gene Ontology annotation, biological process: protein phosphorylation.
AGACAGGAGCGUAAGCUUGUCCGUGAUUGUUUGUCCGCGUUCGACAGGUCUUUGAAAUAGCGUGCGCGCAAUCAGUGGACAGUACAUCUAGGGAUAACCGAAUCCGUAUAACCAGUUCCGAAAUAAAAAUUUUGGAAGGGCUGGAAAACGGGGACUGCGGAGGGACUGCAGUUAAUACGGGCUUGUGUGUGGGCAUAUAAUAGCCGAUCGGGCAUACUGGUGACACGACUGCGGAUUUUCCUUCGACAAGAAAGAACAUACGAAGCUCGCAAAGUGCAUGUGCUAGUGUGCGUGUCACUGGAAAGAGUUCAGAGCCGCUUCGGCGGCGCUCCCAAAUCUAACCGCAGAUUCGAGUCUGUGGUGGUGAGUCCGCGGUACUAUCGGGGCACGAUUGAGUACGAUCACGAUCGCACGCGGCGGGGCCGUUUGUAAUGGAGGAGGUUUCCGAGUGUAUUCCCGUGCGACAGAACAGUCACGGCGAUGCACGCCGUAUUGACUGAAACGCGAUAUUUAUCGUUGACUAUUCCUCCCGGCCGGCCGGGCGAGAGAGACAAGUCGAAAUUGGUAUGGAAUCGUCCAGGGUCCACGACACGACGAACACUCGCUCCCGUUUGUGAUAACCACUAGCCGCUUAGAAAGAGAUAGAAGAAGGAAAAAAAGAGAGAUAGAGCUGUGUGUGUUUCGCGCGUGUUCUCAUCUGCCCUCUUCAUUCCGUCUUUAAGUGUAAACAUUUCCUGAAAUUCGCUUCGAGGUUAGGAUAGCAUGGGGAUUGAUCCCCUGAAGGCAUCGACCGACGAACCGUGACACCUGCGACUCGCCGUGUACGGUGUGUGCGUGUGUGUGCGUGCAUGUGUGUAUCCUCCCAGGAAGCCGCUGGAGUAUUAUUUUCCAUCGGCGGCCAUCCAAGGGAAGAGCAAAGAAGAAAAUAUGUCAAGAAUGGGGAUCGAUCCUCGAUUAAAAAACGUCGUGCAUCGUUUACAUAAUUAAUUCGACCCGGGACUAAUAUCGGGAAUUUUUUAUCGUAAAAUCGACCCUUUCUGUCACGUUAAACAGACUGUCGCGGAUUACUCUGUCACGGCAGAGGACACUCGCACCAUGCAUAAAAAAGACGUUAGAGACGCACAGCUACAGCUCGCGCGUAGCUCGGAACGCGAUCAGGAAACGACCAAGAAGACCUUCCGUGGUAGCAGUAGUGUUGCCAAACCCAACCCGUAUUCCUCCAGGUAUAGUGUCACCUCCUCUAAUGCGCUCACGGUCGGUCCCAACUUCCGUGUCGGCAAGAAAAUAGGUUCUGGCAACUUCGGGGAACUUCGACUUGGGAAGAACCUCUACAAUAACGAGCAUGUAGCAAUUAAAUUGGAACCAAUGAGGUCAAAGGCGCCGCAGCUACACUUAGAAUAUAGGUUUUACAAAUUAUUAGGUACACUUGAGGGUAUACCAGAGGUAUACUACUUCGGUCCUUGGGGGAGGUACAACGCCCUGGUGAUGGAACUUCUCGGACCAAGUCUGGAGGACCUGUUCGACCUCUGCGGUAGGAGGUUUACCCUAAAGACCGUACUCAAAAUCGCCACACAGAUCCUCCACAGGAUAGAGUACGUUCAUAGUCGGCAUUUGAUCUACCGCGACAUCAAGCCGGAGAACUUCCUGAUAGGACGAAGCACAACCAAACGAGAGAAGAUUAUCCACAUCAUCGAUUUCGGACUGGCCAAAGAGUACAUAGACCUGGAGACGAACAAACACAUACCGUAUCGGGAACACAAAAGCCUGACGGGCACAGCGCGUUACAUGAGCAUCAACACGCACCUUGGAAAAGAGCAGAGCAGAAGAGACGACCUAGAAGCGUUAGGGAACAUGCUGAUGUACUUCCUGCGCGGCAGCCUGCCGUGGCAAGGGCUGAAAGCGGACACGCUGAAGGAAAGAUAUCAGAAGAUCGGCGACACGAAGCGGAACACGCCGAUCGAGGUUCUCUGCGAUGGACACCCCGAGGAAAUGGCUACGUACUUGCGGUACGUGCGUAGAUUGGAUUUCUUCGAGACGCCCGACUACGAGUACCUGAGGAACCUCUUCCACGAUCUCUACGAGAGAUGGGGUUUCGUCGAUGACGGCGAGUUCGACUGGACUGGCAAGACGAUGCCAUCCAACUUUGCGCAGCUUAGAGCUCUGAGGAUGGCUCCCCCUUCUCACGUUGGAAAGACCAAAUCUGAUAAGUCUACGCCCGUUGGAUCCUUGCAGACUGGACAAGAGAUCGUUGUAUCUCCGAAUCGUGAUCGACACCCGUAUAAGGAAUGCGAUGAUUUCGAGGAAGAUGUAGUCCUCACGUUGGAUGAGGUUCACAUCGAAAUGCAAGGCAACUACGAUGUGACAGAUCCAGGGGUGGGAGGCGGGGGCGGUAAAUGGGUGGGAACCUCGAGGACAGAUACUGCGAAGCAAUCAGGAGCUGGUGGUACAUUGACACCCGCUGAUAGGCAUGGUUCUGUACAGGUGGUGUCCUCGACGAACGGGGAACUAGCCAAUGAUGAUCCUACAGCAGGACACUCUAAUACGCCAAUCACUGCGCCUCAAGAAGUGGACAUGGUCGACGAAACCAAUGUUUGGUUUAUUUGCAGAUGCUGUUGUUUCUUCAAGCGGAAGAAGAAGAAAAGUGGAAGACAAAAGUGACUGUCUGUUAUCUUCAAUCUUGGGGGGGACAAUACAGUGCGCGUGUAACAGAAGUGCAGAUGAAGUUUUUGGGGAACGUGUUGCGGCAGUGCGCGAAGGGACCGUGGACAAGAAAAGCUGCAGCCGAUCCGGAAAGGGGGAGGCCGUUACCUUGCUACGUGCCGGAAGUCGAUCCGCUUCUCAAGAUUCGGUGCUGCACACCAUCAUCGUCACGAUGACACGCCGCCGUCGUUAUCAAAUUAAACCACCACACAGCCAUCAUUAUUACUGCUACUAUUAUUACUAUUAUUAUCAUUAUUAUU